Molecule: messenger RNA, 1374 nt
Organism: Tauraco erythrolophus (red-crested turaco)
Lineage: Eukaryota; Metazoa; Chordata; Aves; Musophagiformes; Musophagidae
Source: RefSeq, a predicted model, not a curated record
AUGAUAAUGCGCCUUUCCAAAGCCCUAAUAGACAUGGAGAUGGCAGAUUAUAGCGCAGCGCUAGACCCGGCGUAUACCACUCUGGAGUUCGAGAACAUGCAGGUGCUGGCUAUGGGCAACGACACAUCUCCAUCAGAAGCAGCCAAUCUCAACACUUCCAACAGCAUCGGGGCGAGCACGCUGUGUGCCAUCUGCGGGGACCGUGCCACGGGGAAGCAUUAUGGGGCUUCUAGCUGUGAUGGCUGCAAAGGCUUCUUCAGGAGGAGUGUCCGGAAGAACCACAUGUACUCCUGCAGGUUUAACAGGCAGUGUGUGGUAGACAAAGACAAAAGAAACCAGUCUCAGCCAAAACACUCUCUUGCAGCUGUACAAAAUGAACGGGACCGAAUCAGCACCCGGAGAUCAAGUUAUGAAGACAGCAGCUUGCCCUCCAUCAAUAUCUUACUGCAGGCAGAAGUCCUGGCACAACAGAUAUCAUCCCCAGUUUCUGUGAUCAACGGAGACAUCAGAGGGAAGAAGAUUGCCAACAUCUCCGACGUGUGCGAGUCCAUGAAGCAGCAGCUGCUGGUGCUUGUGGAGUGGGCCAAAUACAUCCCCGCCUUUUGCGAGCUGCCCCUGGAUGACCAGGUAGCGCUGCUGCGAGCACAUGCAGGGGAACAUCUGUUACUGGGAGCUGCCAAGAGGUCCAUGGUGUUCAAGGAUGUCUUGCUGCUAGGAAAUGACCACAUCAUCCCACGGAACUGCCCUGAACUGGUGGAGGUGCACCGUGUGGCCAUCCGCAUCCUGGACGAGUUGGUCCUCCCCUUCCAGGAGCUGCAGAUAGACGAUAAUGAAUAUGCCUGCUUGAAAGCCAUCAUCUUCUUUGACCCAGAUGCCAAAGGACUGAGCGACCCCUCCAAGAUCAAGCGGAUGCGGUACCAGGUGCAGGUCAGCCUGGAGGACUACAUCAACGACCGGCAGUACGACUCACGGGGCCGCUUCGGGGAGCUGCUGCUGCUCCUGCCUGUGCUGCAGAGCAUCACCUGGCAGAUGAUAGAGCAGAUCCAGUUUGUCAAGCUCUUCGGCAUGGCUAAGAUCGACAACCUACUGCAGGAGAUGCUGUUGGGAGGCUCGUCAAGUGAAACGCCACACGCUCACCACUCCCUGCACCCUCACCUGAUCCAGGAGAACCUGGGAACAAACGUCAUUGUGGCCAACACAAUGCCUCCUCAGAUGCACAAUGGGCAGAUGUCUACUCCAGAAACUCCACAGCCAUCUCCACCCGCAGGCUCAGGACCAGAGCAAUACAAGCUGCUGCCCGGAGCCAUUGCAACCGUGGCAAAACAGCCCACCUCCAUCCCGCAACCCGCCAUCACAAAACAGGAGGUCAUCUAG